Messenger RNA from Cyprinodon variegatus (sheepshead minnow), 2772 nucleotides. RefSeq names its product K(lysine) acetyltransferase 5 (gene kat5). The record is from RefSeq and is a predicted model, not a curated record. Gene Ontology annotation, biological process: regulation of DNA-templated transcription. Gene Ontology annotation, molecular function: histone acetyltransferase activity. The coding region runs from base 50 to 1732 and encodes 560 amino acids. The transcript has 16 exons. Lineage: Eukaryota; Metazoa; Chordata; Actinopteri; Cyprinodontiformes; Cyprinodontidae.
GGGCGUAGACCGGCAUUUUCCCACAACACCCUGCUCCCGACACUCACAGAUGACGAAAAUGGCGGACAACUCGUCUUCGGUGGAGAUUGUAGAGGGCUGCCGCCUCCCGGUACUUCGUAAAAACCAAGAACACGAAGACGAAUGGCCAUUGGCUGAGAUUCUAAGUGUGAAAGAAGUUUCUGGAAGAACGCUAUACUAUGUUCACUACAUCGACUUCAAUAAGCGCCUGGAUGAGUGGGUCACAACAGACCGGCUGGACAUGAAGAAGCUCCAGUUUCCUAAGAAAGAAGCUAAAACACCAACAAAGAAUGGUCUGUCAGGCUCCCGACCCAGUUCACCAGAGAGAGAGGUGGUGAGUGAGAGGAGAGAUACAGAUACUGACCCCGCUUUACAGAAGAAACAGAGGAAGAGUCUAGAUCUCAACCUACAAACUGCCACACCUCCAUCCAGAGGCAAAACCCUCCCCACACCGAAGCGAAAGGUCGAGAGCGUCCCCUUGGUGCCGCAGGUGCCCCCCGCCCCCCCAGUACCCUCUCUGCCGAGUUCAACUGAAGCUUCUCAGGCGGCGGUUUUUCCUGCCGUCAGGGAGACCCCCACCUUCAAGGCCAGGGAGGAUCACGAACAGCUCUCCUCGCUCACAACCAAUGGCACUGCUCGGCGCCUUAUUCCUGCUCAGCCUGGAAGGAAGAGAAAAGCCAACUGCGGCGGCACCGAUGAGAUGAUAAAGGUUUUGCAGUAUAACAAGCCUCAAAGUGCCAGUGUCUUUCUACCACCACCAGAGGAUUCUCAGGAUAGUUCAGAUGGCAUCCCAAGUGCUCCUCGGAUGACUGGCAGUCUGGUGUCUGAUCGGAGCCACGACGACAUCGUCACGCGGAUGAAAAACAUCGAGUGCAUAGAGCUGGGUCGGCACAGACUGAAGCCCUGGUACUUCUCCCCCUACCCACAAGAGCUUACCACAUUACCCAUCCUCUACCUCUGUGAAUUCUGCCUCAAAUACCUCAAAAGCCUCAAGUGUCUCCAGAGGCAUUUGACUAAAUGUAAUUUAAGACAUCCUCCUGGUAAUGAGAUCUACCGCAAAGGCACCAUCUCAUUCUUCGAGAUUGACGGCAGGAAAAACAAAAACUACUCCCAGAACCUGUGUUUACUGGCAAAAUGUUUCCUGGACCACAAAACAUUGUAUUACGACACAGACCCCUUCCUGUUUUAUGUCAUGACGGAGUAUGAUUCCAAGGGCUUCCAUAUAGUCGGUUACUUCUCUAAGGAGAAAGAGUCAACAGAAGAUUAUAAUGUCGCCUGCAUCCUGACGUUGCCUCCCUAUCAGCGCAGAGGCUACGGAAAACUGCUCAUCGAGUUCAGUUACGAGUUGUCAAAGGUGGAGGGGAAAACGGGAACACCAGAGAAGCCGCUUUCUGAUCUUGGUCUCUUGUCUUAUCGCUCCUACUGGUCCCAAACAAUCCUAGAAAUUCUCAUGGACCUUAAACCUGAAAAUGGAGAAAGGCCUCAGAUAACUAUAAAUGAGAUCAGUGAAAUAACGAGUAUAAAGAAGGAAGACGUCAUUUCUACACUCCAGUACCUCAAUCUAAUCAACUAUUACAAGGGUCAGUACAUCCUCACUCUUUCUGAGGACAUUGUGGAUGGACAUGAGAAAGCCAUGCAGAAGAGGCACCUGCGCAUAGAUCCUAAAUGUCUUCACUUCACUCCGAAGGACUGGAGCAAAAGGGGGAAGUGGUAAAAAUCUGCUGGAUCCUCCAACCUGGACAGCAGAGCUGGUGUGUUGGACUGGAUCAACUUCUUCACUCUUGGACUUCUCUUCAGACAAACAGUGAACAUGGACUUAACUUGAGGCGUCUGAGCUUUGGUCCACCUCACUCAUUGCUUAUUGUUUUAUUGAUUUGUAAUUUACAGAAUUAUAAGAACAGUUACCAUACUCUCCACUCUGGAUAGACUCCUGUUGAUCACUGAAGUGGUGCAUUUACAGUGACUCAAGUCACUUGGUCUAAAAUUAAAACUCAGCCUGGCAGACAUUCCAGCCCUCCUGUGAUAUGAAGUGAAAGAUCUUCUGUUGUUGCGAAGAAAAUGGAAAUAAAAAAACAAAAUGCAAACCAGAAAUGCAACUGGGGAAAACAUCUAAAUCAAAAACUUGUUUUUUUAGAAAUGUUUUGCUGUUUUCUCAGACUUUUUCUUUCAAAUUUCAUUUUUUCAAACUGUAUGUUUUGUUUUUUGUUUUGUUUUUUUCCAAAAAAAUAAUUUUAACUGAUCUUAUAUCUUUUAUUAUUUUUCCUCCUAGCUUCUCUUUUUCGUGUGGAGUUUUACGAAUUGCAUUCUUUUAAAAUUCCAAUCACAAUCACACUUUAAGCCCAGUACCAAUGCUCGCUCUUGAUUUGCACACAGACCAAUAAAAAUGGUGCAAACUUCAUGCUGAAUAAAAAUGUGACUUAGCCCCUCACUCCAGAGGAAGGCCUGCCCCAUUAAGUGAAGAGACAGAUCUGUAAAAUGCUAUUAGAAAAGAAUGCAGUUAAUAAAGCUCAAGUCUGAAAGAGAAAUUAGACGGAAAAAAAACAAGUCAUUUGUUAAAAAACAAUCUUGCAACAAAAAAAAGGAACAAAAUUCACUCCAUACCAAUGGUGAGAUUUAUCAUUUUAGGACAAAGGUGAAAUAUUUAUUCUGUUGGCAAAAACUUGAAAUUGGGAUUAUUUGAUCUUUUUGUCUGCAUUUUAUCCAUAUUUUAAGUUCUAAAUAACUACCAAGUUAUUUAUCCUGCAAACACUUCAU